Molecule: messenger RNA, 1297 nt
Organism: Saccostrea echinata
Lineage: Eukaryota; Metazoa; Mollusca; Bivalvia; Ostreida; Ostreidae
Product: complex I assembly factor TIMMDC1, mitochondrial-like
Exons: 8
Coding region: 217-1041 (274 amino acids)
Cellular component (GO): mitochondrion
Source: RefSeq, a predicted model, not a curated record
CAUGAUAGUCGGAAUUAAGACCAUAGGCUGUGAUUUUUAGGCAUCGUUUUGAUCGAAGGAUAUGUUUUUUUGAUUUUUUUUUUUAGAAAAUGCAGCAUGUAAAAUUUAAUGACUGACCAAUGAGAGAACGGAUGACUGUGAGAUGCAUGUGCUUCCAGUUCAAAUAAACUCUGUCACAUGGCAAAAGAUCACAUCAUUGUAGACUCACUGUGAAACAUGGCAUCAGGUGACAAACCACCCGUAGAAAUUCCCAGUGGUUCAUCAGAACCACUCAAAGAAGAGGAGAGUGUAUUUUCAAAGCUGAAAGGAUAUUUUAAUAAAGCUCCCGAGGGAAAUGAAUUAUUUGCUCCCAUAUUUCCAGUGUCUCAGGGUCCAUAUUCUCCAAUCAGUAAUGAAGAGGUAGAUGCUUUCAUUGCAAAUGAAACAGGAUGGGAUAGGAUAAAACAUAUGUUUUCCUAUAAUCCUUUGACAAAAUUCAGUGCUGACCUGUACAAUGUAUUCAGUGUAGCAGCUCCCGUGACAAUCUUCUCCGGUAUGAUUAUAGGAGCCCUCCGAUACCCCAGGGCCAAAGAGGACUUCAUGAGAAGUCCAGAGAGAGGGCUAGUGAAAUUUCAGAGGAAAAAUCUUCGAAUGGCUAAAAGGUAUAAGUAUGAUAUUAUCACACUGGAUGUGAUGAAGACAGCUGGUCGAGCAGCAUUUAAAUUUGGUGGAUUUUUUACAUGUAUUUUACUGGUGAAUCAGACUUUAGCUACAUACAACAAUAAGUCAAGUCCACUGUAUUAUGGGGCAGGGGGAGCGGCAGCUGGAGCACUCAAUAAAUUCAGCUACGGUGUCCGGGCGAUGGUGUCAGGGGGUACAGUAGCUGGUAUAAUGGGGUUGCUUUAUGGUGGCGCAUUUUGUGUAUUUUUAAAUCAUUUUGGUAUGACACAAGAUAAACUUCACUGGGAGGAUGUUAAAAAGAGACUUGAAGUUGGGUUUGAACAAUCCCAGAAGAAGUAUGAGAAUAAAACAGACAGUAAUAUAAAAAGCAAAGGCUCCUGACAGUGUGACAGAUUAGAUAAUUAAUAUAUCUGAGUAAGACUUUGUUCAUGACAGUUAUUUUUAUUGCUGUGUGUACUUCUUUUUGUAUGAGAGUUGUGUCACAUUGAACAUUUACGUAGCUAUGUGAUAUUUGUUGUAAGAGAAGUCAGUGUAUUUCAUGUGAUAUCAAAAUUAUUUUAUGCUAACACUCACAUGAUAUGAACACUCAUGUCAAUGUAUAUCUGAAUAAAAAACUCAGGCAGAGUAUUCAACUUGA